AAAGUGCAGCCGCCCACUUCGGCUCCUCUCCUCCGUCUCCCUACGGUUGGUCUCCUCUCCUCGCCUUGCUCUCUUCCGUGGUAGCAGGCUUAUUGGACUCAUGGAUGGGAACAAAGACGAAGCCUUGAGGUCUGUCAGGCUUGCAAAAUCUGCAUUUGCAUCUGGAGAUAGUCAGCGUGCAGAAAAAUUCAUUAGAAUUGCUCAGAGAUUGGACCCCAGUCUUCCACUUGAUGAUUUGUUGAGCCCAGCUGAGAAAUUUGGUAUCCUGAACGGUGUUACUUGCCAAGACAAGACCAGGAAAGACCAAUCUCGCGAAAACCCAAAAACGUCAAAAGAAUAUGUUGGUCCUUUUAAUGUUGAUCAUGGUUACACCGAGGAGAAUGUUAGAGUGGUCCAGGAUAUCAGGAAAAAGAAGGAUUACUAUGCAAUUCUUGGAGUAGAGAGGAGAUGCUCUGUGGAGGAAAUUAGGAAGGCUUACAGGAGGUUGUCACUGAAGGUUCAUCCCGAUAAGAACAAGGCUCCGGGGGCAGAGGAUGCUUUCAAGUUGGUCAGCAAGGCUUUCAAGUGCCUAAGCAACGAUCAGUCGCGGAAGACUUAUGAUCAGGCAGGCACCAUUGAGGACCAUGAUUUUAAUGUACAAUAUUACAAUGUCAUGAGGCGAGGAGCUGCAAGGCGGAGGAGGCAAGGAAGAAGUGGCUUCUAUAAUUACGAGGAAGAUUUUGAUCCAGAUGAGAUGUUCAGGUCCUUUUUUUAUGGAACCCAUGAUAAUCUGUUCCGUGCUCAGAAUACCUACAGAUCAAGGGGAACAGGCAGGCAACAGCAGCAGAGAAGGGAGCAUACGACGCAGGGUGGUCCAGGCAUAAAUCUAAUAUUGUUGAUGCACCUUACAGUGGUACUGUUUAUUGUUUUGAUUGCAUUCAUUCCAGUACGGAGGCCUGAGUAUUCCUUGCAAAAGACAUACUACUUUCCCAUAUCAAAGGCCACUCAGAAGCAUGGGGUAGAGUACUUUGUCAGCAAACAAGAAUUUGAUCAGCAGUUUCCACAGGGGAGUCCUUCUAGAGAUAAUCUUGAGCAGUAUGUGUUAAAGGAUUAUAAGAGUCUGCUAGGAAAAUAUUGUCAUGUGGAACUCCAACGGCGUCAGUGGGCCAAGGGCUACCCUACACCCUACUGUGACAAGCUAAGGAGCUUUGCUGUGGAAUAAAGUGUCCAUAUGUUGAUUAGUUUGGUCUCUCAUUUUCAUUCUUGGAAGAAUAUCACUCAUCUUUGCGGGGUUAACACGGGAAGCUUUUGGAGAAAAAUGAACAGUAUGGUUUCUACUCCAUCUGGAUUGUGAGAUGACACAAGGUCUAUACCUGGAAAUUAGUGCUGCCUGUUGUUAUGAUAUACGAAGUCGUCAACCAGUGAGCCAGAGCAUAUGAUGGCUGGUGACAAACUGAUUGAAGUUCCACUGUGCGUGUAACCUUGGUUCAUGUUGAUCCUUUCGUUAAACAAGCAAGAGGCAAGGGACAGCCCAUCAUUUAGUUGAGGCAGUUACCAUCCGGCACUUGCCUCCAGUUCCUGAACAAGUUAAUGGGUGUGGGUGUAAUAUUGUGUUCAAAUAUCUACCUUGAAAGGUGGUUACCAAGCUGCGAUCGGCAUUGGAACUACCAUAAAACUGAAAUUCUGUGAUGUCUGUUGUGGAUGCUCACACUUAACUAUGAAAUCCCUUCAAAGGUGAAUAGAAAUUUGGAAUACUUAUUAUA
Messenger RNA from Phragmites australis (common reed), 1742 nucleotides. Its product is annotated as chaperone protein dnaJ 49-like. Lineage: Eukaryota; Viridiplantae; Streptophyta; Magnoliopsida; Poales; Poaceae. Gene Ontology annotation, cellular component: endoplasmic reticulum membrane. The coding region runs from base 101 to 1201 and encodes 366 amino acids. The record is from RefSeq and is a predicted model, not a curated record. The transcript is spliced from 3 exons. Gene Ontology annotation, molecular function: Hsp70 protein binding. Gene Ontology annotation, biological process: cellular response to misfolded protein.